Molecule: messenger RNA, 4346 nt
Organism: Lontra canadensis (Northern American river otter)
Lineage: Eukaryota; Metazoa; Chordata; Mammalia; Carnivora; Mustelidae
Gene: TTC34
Product: tetratricopeptide repeat domain 34
Exons: 9
Coding region: 106-3357 (1083 amino acids)
Molecular function (GO): protein binding
Source: RefSeq, a predicted model, not a curated record
CGCACCCACCGCCGCUCCCCACCGCCCGCCGCGCGCACCCCGCACGGCCUCGGAGCACAGGUGCCCGCGAGGACGAGACAUGGGCCCGUCAGGGGCGCAGCCGUAAUGUCGGCGCGGGAGCUUGUGGCCUGCCUCUGCCGGGAAGGAGACCAGCGCCUGGCUCUGGGAGAGCCCCCCUUGGCCACCGCCUUCUACCUGGCGGCCUUCAGCUGCCACGCCCCCUCGGCGGUGCGGAGCGUCAGAACCGCCCUGGCUGAGGCCCGAGGGGCACCCGUGCUGGCCACCCUGGAGGCCUGGUGCCGCGGUGACAGCCAGAUCCCCGCCAUCCACUGGGACGGCAUGGCGGUUGUCUCCCUGACCGGGACCCUGGCCUCCGCGUUCCUGGCCACCCUCUGCCCGGACCACCCCGCCGCGGUCCUGCACUCCCUGGCCAGUCUGCUGGCUCAGGGGCGCCACCAGGAGGUGGCUCAGCGCUGCAGCACCUUGCUGGAUGCACGCUCCCAGCAAGCCCUGGAGCUCCAGCUGACCCGCGCCCUGGCCCGCGUGCUGUCCGGGGUGCAGGUGGACGCUGGCGUGGCAGACUAUGUGCAGGCCUUUGCCUCCAGUGCAGACCGGACCGUGGCCUUCAUUCGCACCCACCAGCAGCCCCAUCUCCCCAUGCUGAUAAGCACCCUGCAGGACCAUAUCUCAGGGCGCCGGGAGGCUGAGGACAGCAUCUGCCAGCAGGAGGCUGGCUGCCAGGGACUCUUGGCAGCCCUGGACCCCGAAGGCACCUGGAGCGAUGCCCUGUCACCAGAAGCCCUGCUCCGCAGUGGCCGGUAUGAGGAAUGCCGGGUGGUGUGCAGCCGGGCCCUUGAGUCUGACCUGACAGGCAGCAGACUCCCAGGUGAGCGUCGGGCUGCUCUGCUGGUCACCCGCGCAGCUGCGGCCUUAUUUCUGGACAGUGGGGCCCGGAACCUGCUUCGGGACCUGCACGAGGCCUUCCACCAGAGCCCGUCAGAGGCGCAGAAGCAGUUUGAGGCAGUGCUCUCCGCAGGGGACCGGGAGCGCGUGCGGGCCCAGGCACAGGAAGCAGCGGACACGGGCUUCGCCCACUUCCAGGAGGCCGUGAGGAGCCGCGCUGAGCUCCGCGAAAACUCGGGCCGCGAGCUGCUGGCCCCAGUGACCCGCGCACUCCGUGUCCUGCUGCGCGUUUCACCGCCCGGGGUGCGCCCGGCACUGGGCACUCGCUUGGCCGAGUGCCUGCUGCUGGCUGGGGACGCAGCGAGCGGCCGGGCGCUGUGCGAGCGCUUGCUGAGGCCUGCGCGUCCUGGGCACCGCGUGGACUACCGCGUCGGGGCCCACACCAGCGACCGCGCGCCCAUUUUGGUGCUGCGCGGCUUUUGCGCGCUGCACGCCAGCGACGCAGGGCGCGCCCGGGAGGACUUCCAGGAGGUGGUGGAGCACGGGCCGCCUCACCUGGACAGCUGCGUGCGAGCUCUGUGUGGCCGGGGGCUGCUGAGGGUGCUGGAGGGUAGCGCGUUCCUGGGAGCGCUGGACUAUGUCACCGCCUGCCGGCUGCAGCCCGAGGAGGCACUGCUCAUCGCCAAGGCCUAUGUCCCCUGGAACCAGAGGGGCCUCCUGCUGACCGUGCUGCGAGAGGAGGGCCGCAGGAUGCUGCAGCGGAGGCGGGACCUGGGACUCAAGGGCGCACCGGGCUGCCGGAGUGAGGCGGUGGAGAUGGACAGCCCCGAGGCGCAGGAAGGGGAUGCCCACGGUGUAUACCAGCUGGCCAUGCUCCUGAUGGAACUGGACCGGGAAGAUGAGGCUUCAGGCCUCCUGGCAGCUGAUGCCCUGUACCGCCUGGGCCGUCUGGAGGACACCCACAAGGCCCUGCUGCUGGCCCUCUCCCGGAGGCCCCAGGCGGCCCCUGUGCUCGUGCGACUGGCCCUGCUGCAGCUGCGGAGGGGCUUCCUCUAUGACGCAAACCAGCUGGUGAAGAAGGUGGUCCAGUCCGGGGACACGGCGUGCCUCCAGCCCACCUUGGACGUGUUCCGCCACGAGGACCGGCAGCUGCUGCGGGGCCACUGCCACGCUCGGGCCCUGGCCAUCCUGCGGGCGAGGCCCAGUGGGGCCGAGGGCACAGCCCACACCAGGGAGGCCAUCGCCUACCUCUCUCUGGCCAUCUUCGCUGCAGGGGGUCAGGCAGUGGAGUCCCUGCUCACCCGUGCCCGCUGUUACGCGCUCCUGGGCCAGAAGAAGACGGCCAUGUUCGACUUCAACUCCGCGCUGCGGGCUGAGCCCAAGAACGCACGGACGCUGUGCGGCCGGGCACUUCUGCACCUGGCCCUGGGCCAGCAGAAGGAGGCUGUGGACGACAUCCUCUCAGCUCUGAAGCUCGACCCUGGGACGGUGGUCCCUGAGGUUCGCUCUCUGAAGCCAGAGGCCCAGGCCCUCAUCACCCAGGGCCUCUGGUCCCGCUGCCGGGCCCUGCUGAGCCAGCCGCUGGACACCGGGGCCACCCUCAGCGACGAGGACGCCCGGGGCCUCCUAGCUGUGGGGGAAGCGCUGAUCAAAAUCGAAGCUGGACGGCUGAGCGGACACAUCCUGCAGGCAGACGCGCUCACUGCCAUGGGCAGCUACGAGGAAGCUGGAGACUGCCUGCAGAACGCCCCACAGCCCACCCCGGGGUCGGAGGCGGCCCGCGCCCGGCGAGGCCUGCUCUGGCUCAAGAAGGGAGACGCGGCCGCCGCCGCGCGGGACCUGCAGUGCCUGGCCGAGACGGACGCCCAGGAACUCCGCUUCCUGCUGCAGCGCCUGGAGGCCUCAGAGCGGCGGAGCCUCAGCCAGGCUGCAGCCCAGGAAGCCAACACCUUACUGAAAUCGGGGCAGCCAGAGCAAGCACUGGGUUACUGCUCACUGGCAGUCCUCGCUGGGAGCAGCAGUGCCCAUCACCUGCGCCUGAGGGCCACCUGUCUGGCUGAGCUGCAGGAGUUUGACCGGGCACUGGAGGACCUGAACCUUGUCCUCCAGGAGGACGUGCGGGACCGCGACCUCCCGACGCAGGUGGAGGACCUGUGCUCCCAGGGCCGCCUGCUGCUGAGCCUGGGGGAUGGGGCCAGGGCCGCAGGGGCCUUUGCCCAGGCUCUCAAGCUGGCACCCACCCUAGCCCAGAGCAGCCUGUGGGAGCGGCCAGGUCGGGGCCCCACUGCCAAGGCAUUUCUGUGCCAUGGCCAGACCUGCCUGGAGGAGCAGCGCUAUGCAGAGGCCUGGACGGCAGUGGAGAGUGGCCUGCUGGCAGACCCCGAGCACAGUGGCCUGAGGAGGCUGAAGGUCAGACUCCGGAGGGAGGCAUCCUUGGGCUGCCGGCUCCACUGACCCCAUGCUCUCGAGGCCCGGACGUGGGCCCCCCGGCCAUUCCACCCUGGAUGGGCUCCUGAGCCGCGGGAUACAGUGGGCCUAAGUGAUGUAGCUCAGACUCCGCGGAGAAGAGAGACACCAAGAAACGCUGGUGAUAGUGUAUAGAUGGUGUUACCUCAUCUCAUGGCAACAAAGCUAUAAAUCAACCUUUAAGAGUUCCCUUCGUGUGAAACGGCUCUGGGGUCCAAGAGGAGAUCACAGCUGAAGUCAAAGAAAGUUGAAGAACUAAUCAUAACAAAACCCGUGCAGAGGAGCACUUGUGGGAUGCUGCCCCGGCAGGCCGGGGGAAGUCCGGCCCCAAGCAGAUUACCAAGCGAUGGAAAGAAAGCGAAGUACAUGUUCAGUUCAAGAAGUUGGAGAAACACAAUAAAACUAAGGAAAUCAGGAGAUAGGAAUUAAGGAUAAAAGCAGAAAUUAAUAAAUUAGGAACAAAAGAAGAAUAAAUACAAAAUCUGGUUCUUCAGAAAUAAAGUAGAUGAACCAACAGCGGCUCUAUUGAGAAAGACGGAGGAAGCACAGGGGCCGUCAAGUUCACUGCAGUGAGCCCCGUGCACCUCCCGACAGGCAGAUGGCGCGGCUGUGCCGGCUCUCAGGGCAGCCGGUGCCCUUGGGAGAAAGGUCUACACCCCCACGUCUGGAGGUCCCCAGCGGGCUCGGGGCUGCAUAGCCCCGUGGCAGGACAGACCAUGAACCUGGCGUUCAGCCUUUAGUAGGGUCUCAGGGUGGGAUCUCUGGGGUUUCAUGGGUCACUCAUUAUUGGCUAGUUUGAAGCAGAAGAGUGGGAAUGGGGUCUCGGGAGACUAGAGGCAGGGUCAUACAAGCAGUCAGUUACCGAGAUAGCCGAGAGCUUCCUGAGGGGGCACCUCACAGGUGUGGGCAGCCCACUUCCUUCUCUGGUCGUUUUGCUAACAGCCGUGUCCUCAGCUGGCGACACACGUUUUCCAGAU